Molecule: messenger RNA, 5601 nt
Organism: Sordaria macrospora k-hell
Lineage: Eukaryota; Fungi; Ascomycota; Sordariomycetes; Sordariales; Sordariaceae
Source: the annotation of a RefSeq genome assembly
AUGCACAAUUACAGAGGACAACGAGGACAAGCUCCUGUCGGUCGACGCCCUCAAUGGGGACGUGGCCGCGGAGGAGGACGAGGAGGACAGACACGCGGAGGUGGACGCAGCAGAGGAGGUGGUUGGGGCCAUGCAGAUGAUACUGCUCCCCAACGCAUCUGCACCCAUUUUAUGCAGCACCGUACUUGUCGAUAUGGCGCGGAUUGCAGAUUCUCUCACGAUGUUCCCGAGUUCACCGCAGAGGAGGAAAACGCGCACGAGGCGUAUUAUGAUUGGAGACGCCAGCUUCGCCAGACCGCUCUCUUAAGCAACUACAACUCGCUGUGGACCGAUGCCCUUGCUAUUUUGGAGGAUGAUACCUAUCGCGAGUGGCAACAGUCCGUCGUGAGAGACCUGGCUGAUGAUGAGUUCGGCGGGCUGGUCAAACUACGACGAACCGUCAAGUCUUGCAUGGACAGCAUUGACAACAGCCAGACGUUUCAAGUAGCCACUCCCUUCCUAAAGGUCCUCACCCAUCAUUCUCUCUGCGACUCACUAUCGGUAGAUGUGUACGCUGGCAAGAUCUACCGCUACUUUGGGGGCAUCAACGGGGAGACCGCGAUCAGCUUUCUGAGCGACCUGAGCCGCCGUUCUAUUUCCAUGUUGGAGAAGGGGACAUCAUUCCCAGCGUCGUGGCAGCCCGAUACGACGUGCACAUUGCUUCUCACCUGCCUCUUGGGACUCGUUCGUCGGGAACGCAAAGCCCUUUUCAACGAUGAUCUCCCGAAACUCGUGGAUGACCUACAGAGAUUUGUCGUGCUUCUUCAGGAAGAUGGAAGCUUCGGGCCCGCGACAGAUAGAUGUACGUCCUGCCUCGACAUUAUGAGGAGAUUGAUGGACUCUGCAACUCUGCUCCUUGGAGAUGCAGAGAUUCAUCCGGGAGCUCGUGGCCAAUCUGGGCCUGUCCGGUCAACAUUUCCGAUGGAUGCCCAUAUACCUGGCGGUAGCCACGACAACGACAACGCCAACAUCUGCAUGAUCCAGAUUCUUCCCACGCAUGGGGAAAUUAUCAGCAGACAUCCUGAGUAUUUACCUACAACGGACUUCUUGCAGGCUCAUUUUCUCGAGGAUCCAGUCCGGCGGCACAUUGACACAGCGUUUCGGCUACUGCGCCAUGAUAUCUUUGGCCCCCUCAAAGAAGCCCUGAAUGGGUUUCUGGCAGAUGAUGAGAAACUCACAUCUAACGCACACCAAUUGAUAGACAACAGUGUCAGGGCUCACGUUUAUGCCAAAGCACAGAUCCAGAGCGUGUUUGUUGGACAACGUACUGGAUUGGAAGUCAUCUUGUCAUUCUCUACCCCUCAACAACUGCGCAAGAGCUCACUAGCCGAUAAACGUCGAUGGUGGCAGGAAUCCUCCAGGCUUGAGCAAGGAGCGUUGGCUUGCUACAUUUCACACGACGAAGGGAGGAAACGACCUCUCUUCUUCGUUGUUACCCACAAAAGCACCGACGAACAAGAUGAUGAUUCCCAGGACAGCACGCUUGUCUCCAAGUAUUCGGAUCCCACUGUCACCGUCAAACUGGCCACUGAAUCUCUGGAGUGUCUGGCACUCCUCGUUCGGUUACAUACAAGCAAACAGUCAGGUUUUCUCGUUGACCUGCCUGGCAUCAUUCCGGAUACCUUUGUUCCGGUCCUCACAAAUCUCCAACGCAUCAUGUCGGAAGGCGAACUUCCAUUCAGUCAAUGGAUUCUACCCGCUCAUGGCAACGCCGGAGAGCGGCCCCAGCAGCUCACCAUACCGCUCCCAGCCUAUGCUCGCAAGCAAGGGUUCGUCUUCAAGCUGGACUCUAUCACCCUCGACAAAAGGAGCUCACUGCGUCUCAAUCCCAGCACCAAUCACCAAGAUAUUGACUUAGACAAGUUCGAGAAUUCUACUGGGCUCAACCCCAGUCAGUGCAGGGCUCUCAUCACUGCUCUCACUCGCGAAUACGCGCUGAUCCAGGGGCCCCCGGGAACAGGAAAGUCAUAUGUUGGCGUGCAGCUUGUCCGCGCCUUACUUGCCCACAAGGAAGAGGCAUCUCUCGGUCCCGUCCUCAUAAUCUGUUAUACCAAUCAUGCCCUGGAUCAGUUCCUGGUGCAUCUGCUCAACUGCGGCAUUGAGAAGAUAAUCCGCAUUGGCGGUCAGAGCCGUUGCGAGGAGUUGGAUGGCAAGAAUCUACGAGUCGUUAGCUCAAGGAUCGCGAAAUCUACCGUAGAAACUAGGGAUUUGGGUGAAGCUUACAGGGAAGUAGAAGAGCUAUCGAAGACCGCUGAUUACUGCCUGGAGAUGCUUCGAAUCGCUCGCAAAGGCCGUCCCAGUCAAGAAUUGCUGUCUCGAUAUUUGCCACGACGUUAUCCUAGAAUAUGGCGCCAAUUUGAUGACCAUGGACAGGACGAGGACGGGUUCACACGCGUUGGAGGUGACUCGAGAUGGAUACUUGUCGAAUUCUGGAUGAAAGAAGUCAUCGAGCAACAAACCGGCAUUUUGUUCGAAUCCAUGGAUGAGGCCAGAGGCUAUCGAAAGCAAAUUGAUGGCAUCCAUUCCGAGGUGAACCGUCGAGCCGUGAUGGAAGCCGACGUAGUUGGGGUGACAACCACUGGCUUGGCUCGGAACAUCGACAUGCUGCGGCGAAUCGGAUCCAAGGUGAUCAUGUGCGAAGAAGCAGCCGAGGUGAUGGAGCCGCAUCUAAUAUCUGCUAUGAUGCCGAAAGUGGAACACUUUAUCCAGAUUGGAGAUCAUCGGCAACUUCGCCCUCAGGUCCAGAACUACCUGCAGUUCAGCAUGGAAACUCAGGCCGGCUUGUCUUACCAGCUUGAUCGCAGUCAGUUUGAGAGACGUGCCGUCGGAGAGCCGGGAUUGGCACCUCUGCCUGUAGCUCAACUCAACGCCCAACGACGCAUGCGGCCCGAGAUCUCGCGACUCAUUCGCAGGAUCUAUCCUCAGCUUGAGGACCACGAUAGCGUUUUCAAGCUCCCGGAUGUGGUGGGGAUGCGCAAAAACCUCUUCUGGUUGGAUCACGAACAUCCCGAAGACUCCAAAGAUGACGGCGCAAGAGUUACGUCGUACUCGAACGCUUGGGAGUCGGAAAUGGCCACGGCACUCGUACGUCACAUUGUUCGUCAGGGUGAGUAUAGCAGCUCCGACACUGCCCUGCUCACGCCGUACUCUGGCCAGCUACAGAAGCUCAAAGCGGCCCUGAGCAAAGACUUCGAGGUCUUCCUGAGCGACCGAGAUAUUGAGAAACUGGCUUUGGAGGGAUUCGUCGACGGUGCUGCCAAGAACGUUGACCCUACCUCCUACAAGACAAUCGAAAAGAAGACUCUGCUUCACACCAUCCGCUUAGCAACCGUCGACAACUUCCAGGGAGAAGAGGCAAAGGUGAUCAUUGUUUCAUUAGUUCGCAGCAAUAUGAACUGCAAGGUUGGCUUUCUGCGCACUGAGAACCGAAUCAACGUUCUCCUCAGCAGAGCGCAACAUGGAAUGUACCUUAUCGGGAACUCCAGGACCUACCGGAAUGUCAACAUGUGGGCCAACGUCCACGAGCAAAUGACCGAGAUGGAGGCCACGGGUGAUUCGAUUGCCUUAUGCUGUCCUCGGCAUCCCGACACUCCGAUCGAAUGUUCGGAACCGGAUGAUUUUCUUCGUUACAGCCCUGAGGGAGGAUGCGAGCUGCCCUGUGAUCGUCGCCUCGAGCCUUGUGGCCAUCAAUGUCCAGUAAGCUGUCACUCCCAGGCGCUUCAUGAUGCGUUUCCCUGUCCACAGCCGUGUCCUCGAUUCCGGACAACCUGCAGCCAUGCCUGCCCGGGAUUAUGUGGACAAAAGUGUCAACCUUGCUUUGUCAAGCUGGACAAUGUUGAACUGCCCUGUGGCCAUAUCCACAAUCAAGUGCCCUGUUAUCGUACCCUGAAUCUUAAGCACAUUACGUGUUCGGUCAAGGUUGAGAAGGUUGUACCGGGCUGUGAUCAUAAAGUGUUCAUCGAGUGUUUCAGGGAUGUCACUUCAGAGAAAUUCCAGUGCCCAACGGCAUGCGACCACAUCCUCCCGUGUUCCCACCCAUGUCCCGGAACAUGCGGAAGAUGCAGGGGCGAACUCAAGGAGGGAGAGACUACCUUUCGCCAUCAAGUGUGUCCAAAAGUGUGUGCUCGGCCUUACAGCACAUGCAACCAUCUGUGUCCUAAGAAGUGUCAUCAAGGGCAGGACUGUGCGAUGUCCCCAUUCAAGAUGCGCAUCGAAAUGCCAAAAGCCAUGUGCCCCAUGCAUCGAAAGAUGCGCUUGGUCGUGCCAGCACCAGGGCUCAUGCACGAUGCCUUGUGCAGCGCCUUGCGAUCGGCUGCCGCAUGCUGCUCCCGCAAAGACGACCGGGUCGACAUGCUGGAGUUCAAGACAUAUGAAGAGAUCGAUCUCAACGAAACCCCCAUUGUGGUUCUUGGCUGUGGUCAUUUCUUCACUGCUGAGACCUUGGACGGCUUGGUGGGGAUGAAUGAGGUCUACACGGUUGACAAGACUGGCAGCUACAACGGACUGAAAGAUCUUUCGGUCUUAGCCAACGCGGUUCCCUCUUGCCCGGACUGCAAGCGGCCAAUCCGGCAAUUUGCUACCAAGCGGUACAAUCGUGUCAUCAACCGAGCAGUGCUAGACGAGACAUCCAAGCGUUUCUUGACCAGCGGACGUCAGCAGCUUACAAAGCUCGAGGAGAAACUUCAGAAGUUCGAGAAGACGUUAGAGAGCAGCAGGGAGGCUUUCAAGAGGUCUUAUACGCAAAACACCAAGGUGCGAUGGGCAAUCGGUGCAGAGCUUGCCACGGAAGCCAAGGAGUUGUCCCGCAACAUGAAGCGCGAACAUCAGCCGACCAAGAGGCUUCUUGAUUCGGUGUUGACCUUGCAACUCAAACGAAGAGCGGGCGAGUCCUUACAACAAGGCAUGGACAAGUUGAGCAUUGAUUCUGGGCCAACCUCUGGGCAGGUCAGCGCUCCCGCCUAUGAUCAACAAGUAACGCUUGGGGCCAUGAUGGUUUACAUUAAGGUGAAAGAGAUGAAGAUUCAGGAUGCCUUACAUCUUUCGAUGAACUUCGCACAAACUCCAGUCGUGCUGCUCACUGUCUGCAAGCAAGUUGUUGCGGCAGCCUCUGAUGCAAAACUUCCGCGUCUCGUCAUCGCAGCCAGCCUAUCCUACGGUCGGGUCGUUCAGCUUUACGAACGGUCCAGACGUAAAGAUCGCAAUUCCACUCGAGCCUCCGAGGAUGGUACCGAAGAGGGAAAGGGAGAUAAGGCUAAGAAAGAAAAAGAAGAGGGGGAGGACCGGGCCAAGACAGCCAAGAAGCUCCUGGGAGAUGCACUCGCCCUCUGCAACACUCUUCCCAACACCGAGUCGGACCGCAAGGCAAUUGAAGCAACGCUUCGGCUCUACAGGACUGAAUGGUACGAAGAGGUGACGCCGGAGGAACUGGCGGCUAUCAAGACGGCUAUGGUCAGCGGCAGAGGAGGGAUCGCGACCCAUUCCGGACAUUGGUAUAAUUGCGAGAAUGGUCAUCCGGUAAGUUUCGGUCGAUGGUGCUCCUCUCUCUCUUCCACACACACACAC